Messenger RNA from Babesia sp. Xinjiang, 1299 nucleotides. RefSeq lists its product as uncharacterized. Bases 1 to 1299 code for a protein of 432 amino acids. NCBI's taxonomy places the organism in Eukaryota, Apicomplexa, Aconoidasida, Piroplasmida, Babesiidae. The transcript has a single exon. The record is from RefSeq and is a predicted model, not a curated record.
AUGACAGCUACUUUUUCCAAUCUAAAUCUUGCAAUAUGUGCAGUGCUACUGGUCAUAUCAAUAUCACCAAUACACAGUAUCACGCUGCAGCUCAACGAGACAGAGUUUCCAUCAUCCAUUGAUGUUUUUGAGGGUAAAUUCGAAAGAGGUGGAAUUUAUAGGAUGUUCCAUGCAGAGCAUACACAAAUCGAUUGUGUCAAAUACAGGGAUAUGAUCUUGACUCCUUCGAGAUCCCGCAAGAGGAUUAAAGUCGAUACAUAUGUUCAAGAAUAUAGGCGUGGUGAGAAUAGGGUAAUUUCUAUCACCUUGUUCUACCUUAAAGAUGAUAUACGUAUGGACACUACAUUUUAUCAAAUUACUGACAACAGGUACAAAGUGAUAGCACUUAUCGACAGAAACAAAUUUGUAGGUAAGACUGUAAUAUUAAAUCUCGAUGUCGGUUCUCAUAAAAUACAUCCAUUCAUAGGUGUAAAUUCUGUGAGGGGGGCACGUCCAUAUACCGAGUGGUCCGUUAUGAGAGGAGGAGGAGGUAUUAAAAGUAAAACUUUGGGCCAUCGCGUAAAAUAUCGAACAGAGCACAUAAUUCUAACACCAAUUCAAAACAUAGAGAAAACUUCUAGAAGUAACAACAGUCCUCCUACAAAACUCAGUUCCAAUAUUACUAAGAUACUUAUUGGAUCUAGCGAAGGUAAUAUGCGGAUAUGGCUCAAAUACAAGUUUUGCACAAAGUCACUGUCAAUACAAAUACCACCCAUUUAUAAUGGUGUUUUUAGACCACGAAACAUCGUCCUGGAUCCACUCCAACUCUCUCAGUGUGACACCACUACUAUCCCGACGGCCUCCAUUAACGUAGAGAUAGACAUAUCUAACAAUGAGAGCAUCACACCACACGUCAUUGUAUUGGCUAACCUAAGAAGGGGCGAUUGGUUGUACAGUCAACACAGCAUCGUACCUUUUAUCUAUCGAACUCGUGCAAUUGUUAAGGUCGUGAAUUCGACGGAUAACUGCGAGAUAUACCAAAUGGUCGAUGAGCGACGUGUUACGCACAUCGAGAUAUUCGAUCACGUCAAACAUGGAUGGCAAUACGUUGUAAUAAAUAUUGUGGGACAGGCAGGAAUAGGUCUCCGGCACAUCAAAAAGAUUUACAAACGUAUAGACGACAGCAACUUCGUGGCAUACUUUGAUCUUAGCAAGUUCUGGAUAAACCCUUAUAUCGAUAUGUUAUAUAACAUCGAUACACUCGAACCGGAUGGUGACAACGAACCCACAGAUGUGAUGAUGGACGCGAUGUCGACGUGA